AUGUUACAAUUACAACCGCAGAACCUGCUUGUGCAGAAGACGUUUGGUGAAGCCGUUGAGGCUUUCCGCGAUGGAAAUCCGUUAACUUUGGAUCGUAUCGUGUCGGAUUUCGACUCAACCACUUUACACAUCUCCAAUGCCGAGGGUAAUAAAGGUCUCUUAUAUCUCAGUAUACGCACUAGAGCCUGGUCCAGUGUUCAGCGUUGUGGUAGCUCUGGUGGGCUCGAAGAGUUUUUAGAGGCCAAGUACAAGACACAACCCGGAGUGUCAGUAGCUUCCACUGUUGAAUCCGGCUACGACUACACUUUAGAAGUCGAUUUGAAUGUUUUGCAACCUGAAUCAGUGGUUCAGCUAUCACUUAUCAAAACCCUGGUGCUCAGCUACCCGUUCCAAUUAGCCUUUGAUGAGUUUGCGCAAUUGAGUAACACUCCUGAUUCACAAUCGCAGACUUUACACACUGUACAGUAUAGAGACGACGAAAACUUGUUUAUCAAGCCUGCAAAUGAUCGUAUUACAGCGAUUUUUGAAACUGCGUUCCAAGACGAGACCGACAAAGUAUUUGGAAAGGUGUUCUUACAAGAAUUCGUCGACGCAAGAAAGAGAAAUCGGGCAAUUCAAUCUGCUCCCCAGGUGCUAUUCUCGCAUGAACCUCCAUUAGAGAUUCAGGCCCAUUUGCAAGCAAACAGGACCCUCGACUCGAGCAGAAGAUUUGUUACCUUUGUGCUCUUCCCGCGUCACUUCCAGACGCCGGAACUACAAUUCUCUACCAUUUCACAGCUCACAUUAUUCAGAAAUUACUUCCACUACCACAUCAAGUGUUCUAAGGCCUACAUGCACUCUAGAAUGAGAUUCCGCGUAGAUUCGUUCAUAAAGGUUUUGAACCGCGCCAAAUUGGAUGAUGAGGAUGAUGAAGAUGAGGAGCAAGUUUCGCACACUAGAAGAACCAUCACAGGCCGUAAAGUGGUCUACUAG
Molecule: messenger RNA, 972 nt
Organism: Torulaspora delbrueckii
Lineage: Eukaryota; Fungi; Ascomycota; Saccharomycetes; Saccharomycetales; Saccharomycetaceae
Gene: ARC35
Product: Arc35p
Exons: 1
Coding region: 1-972 (323 amino acids)
Biological process (GO): Arp2/3 complex-mediated actin nucleation; actin filament polymerization
Cellular component (GO): actin cytoskeleton; Arp2/3 protein complex
Molecular function (GO): actin filament binding; structural constituent of cytoskeleton
Source: RefSeq, a predicted model, not a curated record